Molecule: messenger RNA, 429 nt
Organism: Coregonus sp. 'balchen'
Lineage: Eukaryota; Metazoa; Chordata; Actinopteri; Salmoniformes; Salmonidae
Source: the annotation of a GenBank genome assembly
AUGUUUUUUGGCAAGACAGAUCUUCCAAAGGUGGUGGAGUGGCAAUCUUUACCAAGGAACACCUUCAGUGCUCGGUUGUCUCCACCAAGUCUGUCCCCAAACAAUUUGAUUUGCUGGUUUUAAGAAUUAAACUUUCAAAUAGCUCUUUGUUAACUGUUGCUGGGUGUUAUCGUGCACCAUCAGAACCGGCCUGUACCCUAAAUGGCUACUCUCAUUGAUGUUAUCCUCACAAAUAAUCCUGAUAGGUGUCAGUCUGGUGUUUUCUGUAAAGACCUUAGCAAUCACUGUUUUACAGCCUGUGAAUUAAAAACAAGUUCAGCCAUUGGUUCGACCGUGAUCUGGCAGAGUUACUCCACCUCAAGAAUUCCAUUUGGCGAAAGGCUCGGCACACGCAUAUUCAGGCUGACUGGCUCUAGUUCAGGCAAAUGA